Messenger RNA from Seminavis robusta, 1632 nucleotides. NCBI's taxonomy places the organism in Eukaryota, Bacillariophyta, Bacillariophyceae, Naviculales, Naviculaceae. The record is from the annotation of a GenBank genome assembly.
AUGGCGGCAGCAAAAAGCACCUCACGAGAACAGGUCAAGACGAAGAAGAUGACGUCCAAGAAGCAGAAAACCCCGUUGAAGAAAGCCAAGAAAGCCAGCAAGCACACCCAGAAAGCAGUUCCCAAUGUCAUUUAUAUUGGUCACUUGCCCCGCGAAUGCGAAGAACGAGAGUUGAUUGCCUUCUUGAAGCAAUUUGGUCACUUGAGUCAGCUGCGUGUGUGUCGCUCUCACAAAACUGGUGGAACGAAGGGUUACGCCUUUGCCAAAUUCCAAGAUGAAGAAGUUGCUGCCAUUGUGGCAGAUAACUUGAACGGUCAUUUACUCUUUCAAAAGAAGUUGGUGUCUCAUGUGUUGUCGCCUGAGAACAUCCACGGCAAAAUAUUCUCCAAGGACACUGUGACGGUCUUUCAACGAAAAUCAACAAAAUCAGGAGAAGAAAAGAAAACAAAGACAAUCAACGCUGAAGAGAUUUCUCGUAGACUGCUACAGCAGGAAAAGAAAAAACGCAGCCAAUUGAAGGCCAAGGGCAUCGACUAUGACUUCCCUGGUUACAAGGCCAAGCUCGACAAAGAGGAACCCAAAGAGGAGAAACCCAAAGAAAAGAAAACUGAAGUUGCUGUAGAAGAAGAAACUGCCAAGACUCCAAAAGUCAACAGUGAUAAAAAGUCCAAGAGAAAGCGCUCAUUGAGCGCGGACAAAACCAAGGAGAAGCCCAAACAAGAGAAGCAAAAGACACCCAAAGAAAAGAAAGCUGAAGAUGCUGUAGAUGAAGAAGCUGUCAAGACUCCAAAACUCAAUAGUGAGAAAAAGUCCAAGAGCGCGGACAAAACCAAGGAGAAGCCCAAACAAGAGAAGCAAGAGACACCCAAAGAAAAAAAAGCUGAAGAUGCUGUAGAUGAAGAAGCUGUCUAUACUCCAAAAGUCAAUAGUGAGAAAAAGUCCAAGAAGAAGCGCUCAUUGAGUGCGGACAAAACUAAGCAGGAGAAGCAAGAGACACCCAAAGAAAAGAAAACUGAAGAUGCUGUAGAAGAAGAAACUCCCAAGACUCCAAAAGUCAAUAGUGAGAAAAAGUCGAAGAAGAAGCGCUCAUUGAGUGCGGACAAAACCAAGCAGGAGAAACCCAAACAAGAGAAACAAGAGACACCCAAGCAAGAGAAACAAAAAAAGCCCAAGGAGGAAGCUGAAGAUGCUGAAGAAGAAGCUGUCAAGACUCCUAAAGCCAAGAGUGACAAAAAGUCAAAGAGAAAGCGCUCAUUGAGUGCGGACAAAACCAAAGAGGAAAAGCCCAAAGAGGAAAAACAAGAGAAGCCCAAAGAGAAUGAGACUGAAGAUGUCACAGAAGAAGCCAACAAGACCCCAAAAGUGAAGAGUGAGAAAAAGCCUAAGAGAAAGGGCUCUCUGAGUGGGGACAAAACCAAAGACAAGCCCAAACAGGAGAAGAAAGAGAGUCCCAAGGAGAAGAAGGAUGAUGUUGAAGGAGUUGUCAAGACUCCAACAGUCAAGAGUGAGGAUAAGCCCAAGAGAAAGCGCUCAUUGAGUGGGGACAAUGGGGAACCAGAGCGCCCUCAGAGUGAGAAGAAGAGCAAGAAAAAGAGCAAGAAAGACAAGAAGAGCCGCAAGUCCUUCCCCUAG